GUUAAAUUACUUUAUUAUGGAUUCUGAGAUAGUAAGAAGGGAAAAAUGGGUAUCCAACAAAGAAGUAAGCAAACUUUAUAAUUAGAAAUUGGAUGUUAAAGAAGAGAUUCAAAUUUCACAGUUAAUCUUUUUAACUCAAGUGUCUAUGCAUUUUAAUAAAAUCUUCCCCACUUAAGGAAGAAGAGGUUUUUGUCCUCAAAGAAUGUGAACAUCUAUAGUUUCUAUUGUGGCCAAAACCUUCAAGGAGAUGUAUAUUAUCUGGAAAACCACAUCACUUAAUAUUAGAUGGGCUACCUGGUGUAAAUGACCUCAUAAAGCCUCCGCCACCCUGAAGUUCUGGGACGUACUGAUUUAUGACUUGGGUUUGGUCCUCAGAGGCUCAUGGGUAGAGAAAACCAGACAUGGAUGUGUGAAUUCAUUCUGCUUGGAUUGUCCAGUGCCUGGGAGACUCAGGUCUUCCUCUUUGUCCUGUUCCUGGCCAUGUAUCUGGUAACUGUGCUGGGGAACUUGCUCAUCCUCCUCCUUAUCAGGCUGGACAGCAGGCUCAAUACACCCAUGUACUUCUUCCUUGGUAUCCUGUCAUUUGUGGACAUCUGUUAUACCAAUAGCACUGUCCCACAGAUGCUUGUUCACUUUCUGUCAGCCCAGAAGUCCAUCCCAUUCCACGGUUGUAUGCUCCAGCUGUGUGUCUCCCUGGCAAUGGGCAGCAUGGAGUUCUUCCUGCUGGGGGCCAUGGCCUAUGACCGCUACGUGGCCGUGUGCCACCCACUGCACUACACGGUCAUCAUGCAUGGAGGGCUGUGCCUGGGGCUGGUGGCCGGCUGCCUGGUGGCUGGUUUCAUGAAUUCCCUGAUGCAAACAAUUAUCACCUUCCAGCUUCCCCUGUGUCACAAUGUUAUUAAUCACUUUGCCUGUGAGACCUUAGCAGUGCUACGACUAGCCUGUGUGGACGUCUCCUUCAACAAGGCCAUGGUGGCCAUCUCAGGGUUUCUGGUGAUCCUGCUUCCCUGUUCACUGGUCCUAUUCUCCUAUGCUCACAUAGUUGCUGCCAUUCUUCAUAUUCCUUCUGCCCAGGGACGCCGCAAAGCCUUUGGGACCUGCACAUCUCACCUCACUGUGGUUGGCAUGUGCUUUGGGGCUACAAUAUUCACCUACAUGAGACCUGCGGGUGGCUCCUCCCUGGAACAGGAGAAGAUGGUUGCCCUUUUUUAUGCCAUUGUGACUCCAAUCCUUAAUCCCUUAAUCUACAGCCUGAGGAACAAUGAUGUGCGGAGUGCCUUACAAAGAGUGUUGGAAAAACUUAGUGGAAAAGGAUAAAGAUUCAAUGAAUUUCUCCUCCCCUCCAACAGUCCAAAGAAAGACAUUACAAAGAAGAAAUGAUUGCUAUGCCCUUUCUCCUAAGAUUUUCUGAUAAGGUAGACCAUGGUGAGCAUGUUUUUGUAGACUGGCUCUGGCACUAUAGUUCUGACUAAGAAUCACAGCCCUGUUAAAUAUGUGGCAAGAAAACAAAAACAAAAAAUUCCAAUUGUUAAACUGGGGUCUGCUUGGGAAUCUAUCCUCCUAGACUUCACACACUUCCUUUAUUUCAGGAAAUGUAAUGCGGGCAGGGUGAAGAGUUUCUGAGUGAGACCAGCCACACUUUGUAUCUUCACCCUACCUCUCACCAACAAUGUGGCUUUCAACAAUCUCUGACCUCUAGUUCCCUCAGCUAUUAAAAGAAAUCAUAAUAUCUAACGUGUGAUUAUUUUGAAGAUUAUAGAUAAUCUUUUUAAAACACCUGGCAGAGUGGUUGGCAUAGAGUAGAUAUUCAACUACUUAAAAAAGAUUUUAGGGUGUAAUUACAGGGCUAAGUAUUAUGUAAUCUUCUCUCUCCCAUAUAGUUAUUCAAAAUGGACUUAAAAAAAUUACUGUGGAUAUAGUGGCUUGCUGUUCUCUGUAUGUUCUAAGUGAUCUUACCCAGACUCGUGGCAUCUAUCAUCUAUCUAUCCAUACAUCUAUGCUGAAGUUCUUAAUUUUCUUAGUUCCAGGAUAGAGAAAAUGUUUCUGAUGGGCUCCAAACACAUGUGUCCAAUCACUUGCUUAAUAACAGCUAUGGAAAAUGAAUCACAUUCUUAACAUAGCUAAACUGGUAUUAUUGUGCUUGCAUCCUCUAGGGCAAACCGCUUGUCUCUUGCCCCAGUAUACCGUCACUAUAUUAGUAAAAGGAACAUGCUCAGAAUAAUUCUGGAUUCCUUCCCUUUAUAUCCAAUUGUCAAUGGAUUCUGUUAACUUUAUCAACAAAAUAUAUGACCGAUCUGCUUUCUCUGUUUCCAUCUCUACUUUCUACAUUUUAUUCUUUACACAAUAGCUUUAUUUUUUAAAUUACUAUUUGUUUUUUAUGUAAAAUAAAAUACAGAAGCAGAAAGCCACACUAAACACUUGUGUAACUUAGCGAAUUACUAUUAGCCAAGCUCCUUGUAAGCACUGCUCAGGUCAAAAACAGAACUACCAGCUACUGCAGAAGCCUCUCCAUGUGCCCCAUCCUAAUCACCCAAUCCCAAUAGUAACUACUAUCCUGAUCUUUGUAGUAAUCACUUUCUUGCAUUUCUUUAUGGCUUUAAUGCCCGAACAAACAUCCCUGGUCAUUCUAGUUUAGUUCUGCACAUUUCCACUUGGUGUGUCUUCAAAGUCUCUUCAACCUGUUGUUCCCCUCCAACUCUUUCUUUUUCCUGCAAUUUAUUUGUCGGGUAACCUGGGCCCUUUGACCUGGCGAGGACAUCUUUAUCUUAGAAAAUAAAUUAGGCUACAUCUCCUUCUUCGAACAAAAUCCAAAGUCUUCCUGUGCGGAGCCUGUUAUGGUCCAGCUGCUGUUCCCUCCCCAUUUGC
Molecule: messenger RNA, 2865 nt
Organism: Pan troglodytes (chimpanzee)
Lineage: Eukaryota; Metazoa; Chordata; Mammalia; Primates; Hominidae
Product: olfactory receptor-like protein OLF3
Exons: 1
Coding region: 382-1317 (311 amino acids)
Biological process (GO): G protein-coupled receptor signaling pathway
Cellular component (GO): membrane
Molecular function (GO): G protein-coupled receptor activity; olfactory receptor activity
Source: RefSeq, a predicted model, not a curated record